AUGAUUUUCUCCAGCCUGGCAUUCUCAAUGUUAGGUUGCAGGCUUCAAUUAGACGAAGUUCUUCAUAUCUGCUUGGAUACUUCUUCAAAAACAGCAAGUUAUAUUUGGUUGAUGAAAGCUCCGAAUGUGAUAACCACCCUGAUUGUUUUGCUCAGUGAUUCAGAUUCAGCUACAGUUGCGGUUGCUUGGGAAGCUUUGUCUAGAGUUGUCGGCUCAGUUCCUAAGGAAGUCCUUCCUUCAUAUAUAAAGUUAGUUCGUGAUGCAGUUUCUACAUCCAGAGAUAAAGAGCGUAGGAAAAGGAAGGGAGGGCCAGUUCUUAUACCUGGAUUAUGUCUCCCUAAAGCUCUUCAACCAUUGCUUCCUAUCUUUCUCCAGGUAUGCCUGUUCAUCUCAUUCGUUCGAGCUCUUAUAUAA
Molecule: messenger RNA, 414 nt
Organism: Camellia sinensis
Lineage: Eukaryota; Viridiplantae; Streptophyta; Magnoliopsida; Ericales; Theaceae
Source: RefSeq, a predicted model, not a curated record